AUGGCCUUGGAGCGCUCCGAGCUUGAUGAGUCGAUUAGGUUGGAACUUGGCAUGUUGCACACAAGUGGCGAUUUUGACUUCUUCAUCGAUGCCAGCCAUGAAGACGGGCUGCUUGGUGGUGCCCCCCCCCCCCCCCCCCAUCCCCCUUACAUCUAUGCGGCACUGAGCUAUGUGUGGGGUGCCACCGCCGAUUCAUAUUUUCAGGCCAAGAAAAGCACUAUCGAGGCACUGGAAGCGAAAGGGUAUCUGUUCGAGAACCCUUUACCCGCUACCAUCGAGGAUGCCAUCUGCGCCUGCCGUGAUCUACAAAUUCGGUAUCUUUGGGUUGACAGGCUCUGCAUUGUGCAAGACGACGAGGGCCUCAAGAACGCCCAGAUCAAUGCGAUGGGUGAUAUCUAUCGCCAUUCUUAUGUUACCCUGGUUGACAUCGAAGGCUUGGACAUGAAUCACGGUCUUCCUGGAGUGAUGCAAGAUAGGGAUUGUGGCCAAAAGACAUACCGAACCCGGGAUAUGUGCAUGAAGAUUGAGCAGGCGCCAUACAGCUAUCUUGUACACAUGUCAAAAUGA
Messenger RNA from Aspergillus ibericus CBS 121593, 567 nucleotides. RefSeq names its product HET domain-containing protein. The transcript has 2 exons. The coding region runs from base 1 to 567 and encodes 188 amino acids. Lineage: Eukaryota; Fungi; Ascomycota; Eurotiomycetes; Eurotiales; Aspergillaceae. The record is from RefSeq and is a predicted model, not a curated record.